GCCGCACAUUGCUGGGUCGCGCGACGCGUUUCACGUCGGUAGAGCGGGCGCCCCUCGACGCGGACGGCGUCAUCUGGUCGGCGCAAACGACGAGACGAUAUGGCGGCGCACGGUCCCUACGACCUCCAGAUCAAGCUGCUGAUGAUCGGCGACUCCGCCGUGGGAAAGACGUCGCUCCUCCUGCGAUAUGCGAACGACACGUUUUCCUCGACGUUCAUCACGACCAUCGGCAUCGACUUUAAGAUUAAGACGAUCAAUCUGGACGGGAAGCGCGUCAAGCUCCAGAUCUGGGACACCGCGGGCCAGGAGCAGUUCCGGACGAUCACGCGGUCCUACUUCCGCGGCGCGCAGGGCAUCGUGCUCGUCUACGACAUCACGGACCGGGGCACGUUCAACUCCGUGCGGUCGUGGAUGGCGCAGAUCAACGAGCACGCGGACGGCCAGGUGAACAAGAUCCUCGUCGGCAACAAGUGCGACAACAGCUCCGCGCGCAAGGUCUCGGCCGACGAGGGCCGCAAGCUCGCCGACGAGUACGGCGUGCGCUUCAUCGAGACGUCGGCCAAACAGAACGUCAACGUCACCGAGGCGUUCCGCGCGAUCGCGCAGCAGGUCACGAGCCGCAUCCCGAGCCGCGCCGCCGGCGGCGUCAAGCUCCAGUCCGCCGCCAAGCCCGGCGGCAAGAAGGGCUGCUGCUGAGGGGGGCGCGCGGGCGUCGGGGCGCGCGUCGGCGGAGCGGCGGCGUCGAUCUAAAAGUUGUUCAGAC
Messenger RNA from Aureococcus anophagefferens, 763 nucleotides. RefSeq lists its product as hypothetical. Gene Ontology annotation, biological process: regulation of exocytosis; protein secretion. Bases 100 to 696 code for a protein of 198 amino acids. Gene Ontology annotation, molecular function: GTPase activity; GTP binding. NCBI's taxonomy places the organism in Eukaryota, Pelagophyceae, Pelagomonadales, Pelagomonadaceae. The record is from RefSeq and is a predicted model, not a curated record. The transcript has 2 exons.